UUGUGUAUAUACGACAGCGACAGCGAGAUACGCACUUAUCGUUGUUUGUUUACAUGCUCCACCAAUCCCAUAGAUGGGUCACUAGUGUUUGACGCCGUUGCUGUUCCAAAGUAACUAUAUAUUAGGCAGCCUGCAACCUUCAGUUGCAGUUCAGUGUCAUAAGAAAUGGUGGUGACGACGGAACAACUUAACACCGUCUUGUCUGACCUUGAGUAUCCACCACUCAGUGAGGAGGAUGCCGAAAUAAUUGUCGGUCAAACUAACGAUAUGACUGAUGAUUUCGAAGAAGCAGUCAUGUUCCUGACACAGCUGAUUCACGAAAGCGGCGGGUUCAAGCAUCGUAAGGAGCAUGAAGGUAAAACAAAAAAAUACGCCCCGUUCUACGGCCGAGGUUACAUCCAGUUGACCUAUGAAGAAAACUACCAGGGUGCAUCGAUGGCGAUCUUCGGCGAUGAGCGACUAGUCAAAAACCCAAAAAUGGUGUCCGACAGUGUGGAAAUGUCAAUGCGCGUUUCGGUGUGGUUCUGGGAGGCGAAAGUUCGUCCUGCUGUAGGACCUUCGAAUCACAGCUUCAACCGGACAACCCAGGUGAUCAACGGUGAAUUGGAGCCUCCGGGCAGUGAUAAGGCAGAAGGGAGACAUGCUCUCUUUAUUAAGGUGUACAACAGUUUUUGCAGAGUAGCUAAUCGGAACAGGAGCAUACCAAAACAAGAUGACAACAAUGAAUGGUGCUCCGUUUUGUGAAGGCAAUAGAUGCGUAUGCGUGUGAUUUUAAGUUCGAAGUUUUAAUAAAGUGUUGAUAGCAUUUCACAGUGUUUUGAGCAAUCCGAA
Molecule: messenger RNA, 831 nt
Organism: Aedes albopictus (Asian tiger mosquito)
Lineage: Eukaryota; Metazoa; Arthropoda; Insecta; Diptera; Culicidae
Exons: 1
Coding region: 166-744 (192 amino acids)
Biological process (GO): chitin catabolic process; cell wall macromolecule catabolic process
Molecular function (GO): chitinase activity
Source: RefSeq, a predicted model, not a curated record